AUGUCUACUUCAGAAGACAACCCGUUGACUUCGCUUCGUAUUUCCCCUGCCACCCUUGCGGACUACGAGGAAAUCAAACCAAGGCCUCCCCACAAGGGCCCACCCUUCGCGCUCAUCAGGACCAACGAGCACCCAGACCUCCCCCUCCGAAUUCACAAUUAUACCGACAAAGCAACCCGGUGGCACAUAGGCGACCCGCUCGUCCAAGCUGCCCGAGCCCUCAUAACGGAGCGCACAACGGGGAAUAUCGUUUCUCGUUCUUUCUCCAAGUUCUUCAACUUUCAUGAACGACCGGCGUACAAGCCGACGGGAGAUGAAUACACAUCCGUUGUAGAGGAGAAGGUGGAUGGAAGUAUUAUCAGCCUGUUUUGGUAUGCAGGGCAAUGGAGGAUGGCUAGCAAGGCCCAGUUCUCCGGACCCCACGUGAGCGCAGCGGAGGAGGUGCUACGCGACCUGUACCCCGGUGCCACGAGCCUUCUCGACAAGGAAAAGGCAUACGUCUUCGAGCUUGUAUACCCCCGAUUGCCUUUGGCCAUAAAGUAUACAGAAAACAAGCUUGUGCUUCUGUCGAUCAUUGGCAAAGACGGUUCCGAACCUCCAUGGGAUUUCGAUUGGUCGAUUUUCCCGUUCCCCCGACCUCGAGUCCAGCGAGUGGAGCACGGAACGGCAUUGAAUAUGAAGGAAUUGAAGGCGCUGAACCUAGCAAACGAGGAAGGGUUUGUUGUCAAAUACUACAGGACAAAGGAUGACCGACGGCCUCAGAGGAUUAAAGUCAAGUUCGAGGCCUACCUUGCGAUAUGCGCGUUCGAUAGGUACUCCCCGCGGAUCAUCGUAGAAGAUUACAUUCGCGCGAGGGCAGCCAUCCCAUCCCUGGAUUGGGCAAAUGUGGUCAAGCCGAAGCUGGAGGCAGUCAGACUCGCAAACGCUGAAUCCCGGGCGGGAGCAGCAGAUGAUUUCGGGGGAGAAGCGUGGCUGGCUGCACUGGCAGCUUUAGACGCACGCGUCUAUAAACUCUUUGAAGAGAAGGAACGCGAGUUACUUCGAGCGAGGGAAACGUUACGCAGUGCUGGAUACGAUAUUCCGGGACCCCGGUCAGGCAAGGAGAGGGGACCUUUUGUUGUGAAGAUCAAAGAGAAUGCAGACUCGACAGUGCAGAAAGCCUUGUUUGCGUGGGAUGCGGGUGCUGGAGAUAAGAAGGUGAUAGAGUCUUUCCUCAAGGCCGUAGUACUGCCUGAGGAUUUGAAGUCGGGAGAAGCGGUCCGAGUCGAGGCGGUCCCUUGA
Messenger RNA from Pleurotus ostreatus (oyster mushroom), 1281 nucleotides. RefSeq lists its product as uncharacterized. The coding region runs from base 1 to 1281 and encodes 426 amino acids. The transcript has a single exon. The record is from RefSeq and is a predicted model, not a curated record. NCBI's taxonomy places the organism in Eukaryota, Fungi, Basidiomycota, Agaricomycetes, Agaricales, Pleurotaceae.